GACUGCUACAGAAGAGCCUAAGCAGAAGAAAAUGAAGACAGACGACGGUAGUGCUGAGACUGUCGUCGAGGACAAGUCUGAUAGGCCCAAGAAAGAGAAAAAGGACAAGAAGGAUAAGAAAGCGAAGAAGGCGGAGAAAGCGAAGGAGGACGCACCAGCUGUGGUCGAGGCCGCGUCGGCUGCUCCUGAGCCUAGCUCGAGCAUGAAUAUCGAUGUCCCUCAGCCGUCCGAAGGCAAGAAGAAGAAGGAUAAGAAGAAGAAACAUGCUGCAGAGUCUUCCGAGCCUGCGGCAAAUGGCGCGACCGAAGGUGUGCCAGAGACCAGCGGCGAGCCGUUAAAGAAGAGCAAGAAGCGCAAGCACAAGGAGACAGACGAGCAAAACCCAAAUGCGGAUUUGGGGGCCAAGUCAGCGAAGGAGAAAAAGGAGCACAAGGAGGAGCAGCCCGAGGACAAGGCUGCGGCACCAACGAACGUCGGCGAGCCGGAGCGCAAGAAGAAACGCAAGAAGGAUGAUGGUGCUACGGAGGUGAGCGCCAUGGGCGAUAGUACGAACGACGAUAAGGCAGCGUCAAAAAAGGCGAGGAAGGAGAAGAAGAAAAGGGAGAAGGCGUUAGCGGCAGCGGCGACGGCUUGAGGGCUAGGUUGACCCUCAAGCGGCUUGGCGAUCUACCUAGGGUGCAUAUCUUGUGUAGGAGUAGCUGGGAAUCUAUGCAUCUCUACUAGGUA
Molecule: messenger RNA, 726 nt
Organism: Schizophyllum commune H4-8
Lineage: Eukaryota; Fungi; Basidiomycota; Agaricomycetes; Agaricales; Schizophyllaceae
Exons: 3
Coding region: 32-634 (200 amino acids)
Source: RefSeq, a predicted model, not a curated record